AUGAAAGACUCCUACGCCCUAGAAGAUCUCUAUGCAGCAGUAGCACACAUGACAUCAGUGCGACUCUUCUGUACAGUCGUUGCUCUGCUAGACUUGGAAUGGGGCCAAUAUGAUGCAGUGACUGCGGUCCUAAAUGCAGAGGCACGACAGGAAGUGUACAUGAAACAACCGCAAGGCUUUGAUGAUGGAUCCGGACGAGUGUGUCUGUUAAGACGAGCACUCUAUGGACUUCCAACAUCACCGCUGUGGUGGUUUGAUACAGCCCGCGCAUAUUUGAAAGAGCUAGGAUUUGCGCCACUUGCAUCAGAACUCUGUCUCUUCCGACGAGACGAUGGAGUCCACAUCCUUCUAUAUGUCGAUGAUAUGAUCAUUGCGGCACCCACUAAACAGAUGGUCAAGGACACAGCUGAGUCGAUUGCCUUGCGAUUCAAAAUCAAGGAAAUCGGCGACGUGACAGAGUUCCUAGGUCUUGAAAUCAAGAGAGACCGACCACAGCGCCGCAUUUGGAUCAGCCAAGAGAAAUUCAUCGACAGGAUCAUACAGAAAUUCUUCCCUGACCAACAACUCAACAAGGCACAGAGCCCCUGGCCGUCGAAGAUCGAAAUCCCGGCUAACUGA
Messenger RNA from Metarhizium robertsii ARSEF 23, 618 nucleotides. RefSeq names its product Reverse transcriptase, RNA-dependent DNA polymerase. The record is from RefSeq and is a predicted model, not a curated record. The transcript has a single exon. Bases 1 to 618 code for a protein of 205 amino acids. NCBI's taxonomy places the organism in Eukaryota, Fungi, Ascomycota, Sordariomycetes, Hypocreales, Clavicipitaceae.